AUACAACAUUGCCAGCCUGAGAUCUUCUAACAAACUUACUGAGUUGUUUUAAUGGAUUACUGAAGGCCGAGGUGUCAAAUCCCCUGCACAUCUGGACAUGAGAAUUGCCAUAAUUUAGUGGAAAUUAAAAGGAGAUUAACACCUGCAUUCAUCAUCGAGGGGAAACAAGUGGACGUAAUAUUUUUCUAGCGGUGUUUGGAGAUUUCUGGGAAGUUUGUGUUCCCCGGUCAGCGGAUAUCGUCGUAUUGGUCAGGGAGGAUGUCGUGGAGGUCAUCGCUGCAGCGCUCGGACACCGCCGUGCUCGUCACGUUGACCACGCUGACCACUUCCGGCUACAACUCUGGGAGACUCGAGCUCUCGUCUCGCGCUGUGACUUUGUGAAACGAGUGCCACCCACCCAGUGUGCUCUUCUGUGAGGAAGGAUAAUUCUCACUUUCUUCUCCACUCCCGAUGGACAACCACGGAGAGUUCUCCCCCCUUGACCGCUCGCGCCUGCUGGCUGCGGGAGGAGGCGGAGCCGACUCGGCGGGCGGGGCUGGGGGCGGUGCCGGUGGGAGUGGCUCUGGUGGUGCCGGGACACACCCACUGUCAGUCACUGAGCUGGCCUCGCGUGCAGCCACGCCCACAACUGUGAGCACGCUGGCCGGACCCUAUCACGGCCGGUUUGGCCUCCCGUCGGCUUUGCCAGCGGCAUGGCUCCCGGACACUUACCUCCCUUCUUGGAGCCCCCUCCCUCGUCCUCCUCCUCUUCCUCGUCCUCCUCCGCGGGAGGCUCAGCCCUCAGUCUGGUCAAACAGGAGCCCAAAGAACUCUCGUGCUCGGAGAAAGCGCGCCAGGCGGAGAGGCGCAAGUCGGAGGCGGAGCACCGGGCCAGAGAGCUCACACUGGCCGCGGCUCUGCCCUCCAGGACGGACCUGCCUCUGAAGGAACCGAAACUUUCACCGUCUUCUCUGUCAUCGCCGUCGUCGUCGUCGUCAUCAUCAGUCACGGCCCCGUCAGUGUCGCCGUCAUCAUCUUCCCACCGGAGGGGAGGGGACAAACGAGUCGGGGGCAGCAGUACGUCCCCAGGAUCUAGUGGCGCUCUGCACGGACAGAAGAGUAGUAGCGUACCCUCCUAUGUGGCCGCGUCAUCGGGCGUUCUGGUCGCUAGACAACCCUCAGAUGCGUCGAGGGCGAAGUGUAUGAGUCCGGGGGGUAAGAAUACCGCGGGGGCUUCGUCUUCCUCGUUGACCUCCUCCACGGCAUUGUCGUCAGGCAGCGCGACCGGCAGCCAGACUGGACAGCGGUCACCCAGAACCAAGUCCGGACCAGUGGAUUCGGGCAAGAAAGCGUCGAGGCCCGAGAAGUCCCUUACUGCCAGCACUUCCCUGUCUCCGAACCAAACCAGCCUGCGCUCCGGCUCAGCGCUGUCCGCCUCUGUGUCACCGUCUUCUGUCUCGGAGGUGUCGCUACACGUGGACGUGACACACAGCGCCGCCUCGGCCUCUCCCAGCCCCUCCACGUGGGAGGUACCUAGCGCCGUCCCCGCCCCCCUCGCCUCAGGCGACGCCUCUAUCGCGGUGGGCGGGGACUCGGCCGCUAUAGCGGGUGUGCCCACCCAGACGGCCCCGCCCGUGGCACUUGCGACGGUUCAACACGACGGGAUGCUUCUCUCCGCUCUGGCCUCCCCGUCCUCCGCCGCCGCCUCCUCCGCCCCGGCCAAACCGGCCACCAUCAAGCAACACACGGGCGGGAUGAGGUCAUCAACCUCCUCCUCCACCACCUCUCCCUCCUCAGCCCCUCUGGCUACAACAUCUGGAGGCGUGGCUGUGGGGGGAUCUUCUUCUUCUACUUCUUCACAACCCGAGACCAGGGAGUCUGAGACAGAGGUGGACACGACCCUCCCGUCAGUCAGUGGCCCCGGCCGUGUCGUUGGGGAGCGGAGGUCGUCAGCGGACACGCGGUGGUCGCCUGGCGACAGAGAACGCGCCUCCUUAGAGCGAGCAGCCAGCAGGAGCCGGGCGGGCAGUAGCGGAAGUUGCGAGAUUGUGGUGGAUUCCACGGAGAACGAGGAGGAGGAGCAGUCGCCCUUGCCUGGCCCAUGUGGCGAGGGGGGCGGAGAGCGGGCGGAGACGAGUCGCGCCAUUGAGGAGACGAUACGACGCGUGGCCUCGGCUGCUGAUACAGCAGAAGACAAUGAUCCCGACCUUCACCACCACCACCACCACCUCCCCCACAACAACAGCAGCAGUGGUACAUCUAAUCCAGGAGCUACUGCCAGCAGCGUCACUGCAACGUUGUCAGCCGUUGUCGUCACCUCAGUUGUGCCGAGCGCGGGCUCGGCGGUGACGUCAUCGCCUACUGUGGCCUCCAGCACGCGGACGGUGUACGCCAAGACCCAGCCAGUACCGUCUGUCUCUGCCACAGGUACAACCGGACCCAACGUGUCUCCACGUGGCGUGGCGUCGCAUGGUGUGGGUUCACGUGGUGUGUCAUCCGCUCUGCCGUACUACCACACGCUGUACUCCGUCCCCGCGGGCGCCAAGAAAGUCCACGCCACAACCUACGUGCCCGAGGUGGGCGUGUUCAAGGGGCCCAACAUCAAGGCCAUGGCUAAACAGGCUUCUGCUACCUCUUCCUCCUCCUCCUCCGUCUCUCCCGCCCCGUCUGUCAUGACGUCAUCCGUGUCUCCUUCGGGAGGACUCACCGUUUCUGUCACUCUCGGCGAUGGCCCGCCCAAAUCAGAGGCAAACCCCGCCUCAUUGUCCCCCAACCCCACGGAGCAUGGUGGCCCCGCCCUGUCAUGGCACCCGCCCGCCUCCGUUCACCUGUCCCCGCGCGAGCCUAAACCGUCAGUGGACUCUUCCCUCAGCCCUGUAGGGGGCGUCGCGGGCAAGUUCAACAGCAGCAACAGCGCUAUGACGUCACACGUGGCGGAGAUCUCGUCCAGCGACACGGCCGGCCGGAUGCGACCAGGGAGGCUCACCGGUCUAACCGGGGUCCCUUUGGAUGUUGAUUCGGGUGGAGACGAAGAUGACGACGAUAGCGACAGCGACGAGAGACACGAGCUCGUCAUUGAUGACGAGAGGGACUCACAGGAAAAGUCGAGGUCAAGGUCAACAAGCCCCGCCCACGCUAAGAGCAGGGAUGACAUUGCUGAGGCGUCUCUGAGGGUCAGCGACGAGAGAGGUAAGCAGACGGUUGAUUUAAAUCUGUGCCCGCCUACAGGGGCAGAGCCUCUGGGUCUGUCAGACUCGCUGGGCAGGAGAGAGGUGCUGGGGUCGUUGACCCGUCCGAGCGCCGUGGGGAAAAGUUCGCAACAAGCCAUAGACUACAGCUUGCCGCGAGAGGUGGCGCCCAAACACCGGCGCCAUGUCGGGUUGAGGACUAGUGCUCUUGGGAAACCCGACCCUGCGGACGCUAGGCAAGACGCCUCCAAGAGAAAUGUUAUGCCAUCGAGUGUUAACGUGUUGAAUUCUAAGCCUGGAAAUAGCAGCACGCCAGAGUCGGUGUCGGCAAAAGUCCACAGUGGUACCGUCAAGUCUGUUCCGGAUAGCAGCAAGGCAAUCACCACCAAAAUCAUGCUGCCAUCGCGGACCAAACCGUUGCCCAGGCCGGCAGAAGUGGGGAAACCCAGCCCGCGGAGGGCCGCUACCUCAAGCUCCGCCCAGACUUCUGCGCAGAAAAAGCGAACGCCGCACCCUAUGUCGUCGGGCGAUAUAACGUCAAAGAGUGUCGCAGACAAGGCCCGGAAGCGGCUACGUCUGCCAGAGGACGCCUCACCGUCUGGUUCCUCCUCCUCCUCCUCUUCUGCAGGCGCGCGCUGUGGGUCGGCUCCGCCUUCCGCCAUGCCGCUCGCCCCUAGCACCCCCACCAACACCUCGUCUCCCGCGCAUGUCGAGGCGGAAGGGACGGGGAUAGAGGGGAAGUCACUGGACUCAUCCAGCAGUCAUGGGCCAGGCCCCAACAUCCCUGUGGGCAUCGCCGUGGCACAGAUCCGGCCUCAGCUGGUGGAGGUCACCACAGAUUCAGCUGUGGGUGGAGAUGAUCCAAGUCGAGAUGGCAGUGUCCGCGGUCCUGUUGUGAGCGUGUCCAGUCCAGGCGGUCAUCCCACGGGCGGCGCCACUCUCCCCCCUAAUCUGGUCGUGGCAGUUCCGUCCCGCCCAGAUUUCGUGGAUCACGGCACGGUGUGGCCAGGUUCAGCGGCCAACUUUGCUCCUCCCACAGGGGCGGGGCAGCAGCCGUUCGCCUCGGGACUAGCCACGCCCACCAUCACCAUCAGUGGACCAGAGGGAAAGGAGGGGCGGGCUCAGGACCAGCAGAAGGCCAAGGAGAAAAGCAUUCCAGCCCAUGACCUUCUCCAGAGGGGCAGGACAAGUGUGCCACAUGAUGCCGGCAAGCCGAAGACACUGGCCCCUGUGUUGUCCAACAACGGUCCUGUCCACCUCAGCUCCCCAGCCACCACUGCCACAGUGGUGGUCAGUCCUAUGUCCAGCGCCAUCUCUGGCCUGCCGCGCCUGGUGUUCCGCCCGCCCCCCACCAGCGUGCAGUCUCGGGGCUGUUCCCCCAUCAUCUUUGAGGACGCCCCUACGUCGCCCUCGCCCUCUUCGUCGUCUGCAAACACCUCCUCCUCCUCACGAAAACGAAAGCUGUGUACGAUCGGCGUCCAGACGUGCGACUCGCUCCUCCCCGUCAUCAAGGCCGACACGAGCCUCCCCUCCCCACACAAACGCCUCCUCCUACACAAGGGCUCACAGACUCUACAGUCCCCCGGCGACAUCUCCGCCCUCAACCCGCUGUCUGUCCAGUGCCCUGACAUUGACGCGGCUGACCCCUUGAACGACAGACUGGAGGUCAAGGUCAGCGCGGACAAGUCGUCGUCGUACAACCCCUUCACGGACCCUCAGAUCCUGCAGGCGGCGGACGGCCUUGAACUUCUAAGCACGCUGGCGGAGAAGAGGCCCAAGUGCUCGUCGCUGGACGAUCCCAAGCGUAUCUUCCCUUCCCCCAGCGACUCUUUCAAGUCGGACUCGGCCAGUGUUGUAGCCAUGGAGGACACGCUCUCCCCGAGCGAGACGGAGCUCAAGAGUGGUCAGUGCACGCCCCGUCGGGACCCGCGUCGUGACCUUUCACCCAAAUGGACGCUGCCAAAGAAAGAGGUGACCUCUCUGCCAUUUGCAGACUUCAAGACCCCUCCAGGGAAGGCAAACCUAGCAAGCGAGGACCCGGCAGACCGCCUAAGAAAAAGAGUCCGGAGAAAAGAUCUGAUGAUGACAGUUCGAGCAGCUCAUCCAAGGUAAAGGACAAAGAAGCCCAGCAUCAACAGCAGAAGAAGAAACGUCCAGCAGAGGAGCUGGUGGACAGGGUCUUCCGCAAGCUACCGCCUGUGAAGCCAAACAAGGUGAGCCGCUCCAUCCACUACGUCAAGAGUAAGACAGGGCCGUUCUUCAAGAGGAAGCCAGCGUCUAGCUCGGCUAAGAAAAACAAAGAUCUGUUUGGUUACGACGAGAGCACCUGGCCUAGUUUCACUGAGGCUAAGCACAAGAAGAAGAGCAAAGAAGCCGGCUGGAAAGACCCCAGCAUGUCCAAACCGGCCCGGUCUGCAGACUAUGUGGAGAGGAGAGGCCGUCCCCCCAAGUCCAGGGCUCAGAAACCUCCGGUCACCACAGCUGCGGUCACAGUCAAGUCAGAACCCAGUACAGUGUCCUCUCAUGACUCAGGCCUGGGCAUGUUGGCCCGGUUUGCACUGACAUCCCCUCCCGCGGGUGCUCCCCCCUCUUCCUCCUCUACCUCAUCCCUCACAUCCCCCCUCACCUCCCCUCUCUCCGCCUCCCUCACCCCCUCACCCCUCAGUGCUGGAACCAGUGGCCUCACCACAAAUUUCCCUACCACUGCCACUACCAGCAGCAUCACCAGUAGCAGCAACAGCAGUAGCAGCAGCAGCAGCAACAAUAAUGCUUACAGCACCACCAGCGGCAUCUACAGCAACAGCAACAGCAUCAGCAGCACCGCCAGUGGUUACCACAGCAUCAUGUCGGGCACCCUUAGCGGCCCCUCCCACCCCCACCACCCGCACCCCCACCACCGCAGUGCUCCAGCCAUCACCUUUGGCUCCAGCUUCCUCACCACCACAGACUCAGACCACAUCAGCUUCAGCAGCACUAUCACCAGCAGCAACAACAGUAACAACAACAGCAACAGCAACAACGCGGUGGCGACUACCGUAGCUGCCUCGAAACACAACAGUAUAAGCUCCUCAUCGGCACCAAUGAACAGCCUGAGUGGCUUCACGAGCUCUCUCUCCUCACACGCCCCUUCCAACUUCACUGCCACCUCCUCCAGCUCUGCAGUUCCCAUGGCAACUGGCAGCUCGUUAGGAUCAGCAAGUAAGCUGGGACAGGACAAGCUGCCGUUGUCUUCAUCAUCGACUAGCAUGACAUCGUCCGCAGCCACCCUCGGGGAGGAGCCCUUGAGUAACGAGAACAGCACAAGCAAGAGGAAACAGGAUGAAGACUCUGACACAGACACUAGUGACAGUUCUCCCAACAAGAAGCGGAAGCCAGGAAGACCCAGGAAAAUCAACACCAACAAGACAUCCGGGGGCACAGAAACGAUCUGGGCCAAGAAGUCCAACAACCUGGGCAUGCUGCAGCUGUCGGAGACGGGCUCCUCCACCGAUGUCAGGACGGCAUUGGAGGUAGACACAAGCUCCUCACUAAAGCCACUGUUUGUGGACGAUGAGUGGAGCAGACGGCGCAGCGAGCGCAUCUUUCUCAGCGAGCCCAGCCCCCAGCCCUCCCCAUCCCUGUCCCCCCGAGGGGAACCCAUCUGGAAGCUGUCCAACUUCAUCCCCAAGAACACGAAGAAAGCCGCGGAGGCAAACAAAGCCAACAAAGACGCCAAACUAAAUAGCAAAGAUGUGAAGAUGGAGGCCUCGACAGCCGCUGUCUCUACACCAGACACCAAAACAUCCCAAGCCAAACCCACGUCUGUUCCUACCUCUGGGAAAGCCAAAGUGACAGUUGCAUCUAUUUCUGAGGAGUAUGUUAAAGAAAUCUCAGCAUCUCCUCGCUUGACUGCGUCUGUGAGUACGCCGGACACCUCAAUGGUCAAGAGUGAGCCAGGUCCUAGUGGACUAUCUUCAUCAUCUUCAUCAUCAGCCUCUGGAGGCUCCUCCUCCUCCCCCUCCAAGUCCACAGCCAAGAAGAAGAAAGUGAACAACACAGCCGCUAAAGCAGCGGGGAAAAAUCUGGGCAAAGGCAAGGGCAAGAAAGGUAAAGUCACAAAAUCUUCCUCUUCGUCAUCGGGACCGUCUGAGUCUUCAUCAGCGUCAUCAGUAGAGUCAACUAGUGCUUCCAAGGAAAGACGAGCGCAGGAGAACUCUAAGAUGAAGCUACAGAAAGCCAAAAGUUUACAUGACUUGACGCAGCGGGUGAAGAAGAAGUUCAAUAAACCAUCCAAGAAGCAAGUGGAAGAAAAGGUUGGUAAGGGCAAGACCAGGAAGAAGAAGCGGCACCAGAGUUGUGACUCUAGUGACGGCAAUAGCUCCCCACUGAGCAGUGUGAAGGACCGCCCCCCGACUCCAGAACCACGGUCAUGUGUGAUAGAACCCAGCGACCUCCGCGACGGUCUACGAGUCCUCUACCUCAACGAUGGCCUGUUCUACGAGGGUGCUGUCCGCGACUUACAGCCUCCUGAUGUCUAUGGUGUAUUGACCGCCGGUCAAAGAGGAAGUCGGCCACACAUUCUCAGCCUGGAGGAAAUCCUCAAAGAUGCUGUGAUAGACGUCCGGCCGGGCAGUCUGCGGUACCUGAAGGAGGGCACUCGCGUCUGUGCCUUCUGGAGUCAACAGUUCUCCUGUCUCUACCCGGGCACUGUGGCAAAGACGAGUCCCAACCCUCACAACACAAACUCUGUCAACGUGGAGUUUGACGACGGAGACUCAGGACGUAUCCCCAUCAACCACAUCCGAUUGCUGCCACCAGACUUUCCCAUCAUCGAAUAUGAGCCAGAUCCUUUGGAAAAUUUGAAGUCUGAGAAAAAACGACGUCGUACGGAAUCAGAUGCGUCAGAUGUGAAGAAAGCUGCAGAGGAGAAGAAGAAAUCUGGGAACAAGAGAAAAGUCGAGUCGGACAGCGAUGAGAAAGACGAGGGGGAAGAUGAUGAGGAGGAGGAGGAGGAGGACACAAGCAGUGAGGACUCUGGGAGUGAAGACCUGGGCAAGCCGUGGGUGUGGUGUGGGAAGAGCACCAAACGUCCUGGAAUGAAGGGGAGAGCUCGCAAAGAGUUCUACAAAGCCAUCAGCCGUGGCAAGAUGACGCUGUCUGUGGGUGAUAGUGCUGUCUUCAUCUCUACCACCAAGACAUCGCACCCAUACAUCGGCAAGAUCGUCAGUCUGUGGGAGUCCCACAAUGGCAAGAUGAAGGUGAAGGUCAGCUGGUUCUACCACCCAGAGGAAACCAAGGGAGGCAAGAGGAUCGGGGACCCCAAGAAUGCCCUGUUCGAAUCCCCCCAUGGAGACGAGAAUGAUGUUCAGACGAUAGCCUAUAAGUGUGAGGUCCUCUCUCGGCCUGCCUACAAAAGAUAUGUGGCACAGAGAGCACGCAAGGGGAAGUCACCGCGCAACACAUUCUAUCUGGCCGGUUUCUACGACCCGUCAGUGAACAUUGUUAAGUAUGAGCCUGGGGUGCUCUGAUAUGACAUCUCAUGAAACGCAUGUGAAAAAGUAUAUGACUAAGGAACCUCAGCGUCCCAUGAAUGAGAAGUCAAGAGCUCAUCGCUCCGGUCUACGCAAGGUUGAGGGUGCACAUGGCCCCAUCAGCUCACCCGACACUGAGAGGGGAAGAUGGCCGCCUCUGGGUUGGAGAAAUGUGUUGCUGAGACCCACGUCUACUCAGACGUACGGCAAACUGGCCCCCCCCCCCCCCCCCCCUCCACUCCUCAUUUGCCAGGACAGGGCGGGAUGAAUGUGUCGGGGAGCUUGCCCUCAACCAGACGUUUUUCAUGUGCAUUUUUUUAGAGGUUUUUCUUUCUUCCUCUCGUUUUUGUGUUAAUUUGCUUGGCUUUUCAGCAAUUGUACAGCUUAGAGUUUUAGCCAAUCAUAAUCAGACCUGUUCUUGUUAUCAGUCUUACUUCCAUCAUCUCAUAAAGUUUUACACCUAUAAUGCUGAACACAAAUUGAUGGAUUGUAUACAUUUUGUUAUUUUACACUGGUUCGAUCAUGAAUUGUUUACACAACGUGUGAUUUUUUCCUCAUUGUUUCUGUGCCUCUGGAAUUUUAUUUCAUUUUAUUUUUACUUGUUUUGUUGGGUGAAAGAAAGGGCAGGUGACAUCAUGUGAUUUUACCUUUUACCUGUUAUAUGUGUACAUCAGAAGUGUGAGCUGAAAUCAUUUGUGAGACAGCAAUUGACCUUUGAUGACAGAUAAUGACAUGACCCUUGACCUGUGUGUCUUAUUGCAGUCACCUUGAAUGUCUCAUGUCUUGCUUUAAUUUUGUUUGCAAAGUUUUCUAUUCCAUCACUUGUGUUUUCUCAAAGAUGACAGUAUUUUUUUCAAACAUCCAUUACAAAUAUUUUUAAGGACGUGCUUGCUAUAACAAUAUUAUAUCUAUCUCUUUGCUGUUUUGUGAGAUUAUAUUUUCUGUAUCCAAGCACACUGUAUUAAUGCUUCACUGGACCAAAUGGUGUUGAGUACGCUGUGAAACACAAGCCAAAUCCAACACUGAAACUGGUGUGUAGCGUCACAUACGAGUCUUCUUCUAGCGGACACGCCUGUUUGCCCACGUAGCAUGUAUGUGAACACACCGGUUAACUUGCAGAGAGCAUGUGUAUGAUGUAAAAGUAAACAUACCUGUUAGCUCAUCUUAGGGUGUGAGAUGUUAAUGUGACAAUACCAGUCCUUGCAAAGAACACACGUGGUGUCGUGUCAAUGUGCACACAUCUUUUCACACUAGAGAGCAUAUGUGAUAUCAGAAUGAACUUCAUGUUCUUAUGAAGACACCUGUUCACCCAAACAGCGCAUUGUGAAAUUAUUAAAACUGUUAAAUGAUAACCUUGUGACUGACUGUCAGUGUCUGCAACCCUUCUAGAUUUCUGAAAUAAGAACUCUCAUUCACUUUUUCAUCACACUAGGAGCUGUUUAUAUCCGUUUGUCCGCCAUCUUUGUCAGUAUGAUUUCCUUACAGGAGCUUUGUUGGGGAUGGAAUGGAGGAGGUAAAACUUGAUGCCAUAUUUGUUGAUCUUUGUUUAUCUUUUUUUCGUUCAUGUCCAGUGACAGUUACUUUCAGUUUAGCAGGCUAGUUGCGGAGAUCUGUUUUCUGCAGCACGCAAUGUAUGCUUCCCAGCAAGUGGAGAAUGUUUCUGAGUGUUGUAGGGUUUGUUGGAGUAAUAAUGGUUGUAAAGCACAUAGAGCAUGCUGUAGAACUUGGAUAUGAGCUACAUAAACGCAACUAUUAUUAUUGUUUCUAUUUAUAUUAUUAUGAUGAUGAUGAUGAUGAUGAUUAUUAUUAUUAUUAAUCACCCUUUUCAGUUAGUUGGUCCAGCAGUUACCUCCCUGUCAUGUGUUUCCCAGCUCCACACCUUACAGCAUGAUUUACAGGUCACUUUUUUGUAUUGUGGAAAAUUGACUAGUAGGAGUGUGUGAAAUCUGCCAGCUAUUUAUCAGAAGAGAAUAUAUAAAUGAUAGUCAGUUCUUUCAAUGUCUUGUAAAAGAAAUAAUUUUGUGGAGUUUGAAAGCCACAUGCAUCUAGAUUCUCAUGUUACUACUGUUACUCAUUUAUGCACACACACUCUCACACUUAUACACCCAAAUGUACACACACUCUUAUAUACACAUACACACCUAUAUGCUCACACACACUCAU
This is a messenger RNA of Aplysia californica (California sea hare), 10840 nucleotides long. RefSeq names its product serine-rich adhesin for platelets. The record is from RefSeq and is a predicted model, not a curated record. Gene Ontology annotation, molecular function: chromatin binding; DNA binding. NCBI's taxonomy places the organism in Eukaryota, Metazoa, Mollusca, Gastropoda, Aplysiida, Aplysiidae.